GGCAACCAAAAUUUUCAACUCUAUCCGUAAUGGACAAAUGAAAAAUGUACAGAAAUUUGCCUACUUUAUGGUUUUGGAUUUCGAAGCGACUUGUGAACAAGAUAGAAAACUUCCAGUUGCUGAAAUUAUCGAAUUUCCCGUUCUCAUGAUAAAUGCUUCUACAUUGCAAACUGAAGCUGUUUUCCAUCGCUAUGUUCGUCCUACUAUUAAUCCAGUAUUAAGUGACUUUUGUACAGAACUAACUGGUAUAAUACAAUCCAUGGUAGACGAUCAACCGGAUUUAUCAACUGUACUCAAAAUUUUUAAUUCAUUUUUAGAUGCGAAUAAUUUAAAUACUAUUCCUUAUCAAUUUGCUUUUGUGACGUGUGGUGACUGCGAUUUAAAAACAAUGUUACCAAGGCAAUGCAAGGCUCUAGGUAUAGAUGUUCCUGACUACUUCAAACAAUGGAUAAAUUUAAAACAGGUAUAUUGCAAUGUUAUGGGUCAAUUUCCAUUCGGUAUGAUGUCCAUGCUGUCGGGACUAAAUAUAAAGCACACUGGUCGUCAUCACAGUGGUAUUGAUGAUUGUCAUAAUAUUGCAAAUAUUUUACGUGAAUUAAUUCGAUGUGGUGCUACCCCAGAUGUUACUGGAAACAUAAAAUAAUAUAUUUUGUUUAAACAUAUGUUGAUUGCAUAUCUAACAUAAGGAAAUCGUGGCCAAAGAUUCAAACCAUAACACGAUAUAUAACGUGAGAUAAAGCAUAAAUUGACAACCGAAGUUCUGCAAAACAAUUCUCAAUCUUAUUAUCAUUAAUGUGGGUUUAGUAACUCGAAGGAGGAUUCAGCAACAAAUCUUUUGUGUGGAUACAUAAUCCGGAAACUAGUAUUAGGUGCACGGUUCUUAGUCAUCUUGUACUCUUGACGCUCACAUUAUCUGACUGGUUCGAAACUGUGUACAUAAGACACAUCUAAUUACAAUGUUGAUGAAUGUAAGGAAGUCUAAAAUAGAGUUUACUAAUUUAAUAAGAUGCUAUAAAACACGUGAGAUAAACUUUUAAAAAUACACCCGAAUAGAAACGUGGUAAACAUUCAGAAAACUGGUGUGAUACAAAGUCAGACUCCCGCAUAUUGUUUAAGAAGAUACCCACCCUUCAGCGAUAUUUUUUUCAGUGGUACAAGCUGUUUUCCUACAUCUCGUUUGGCUUUUCUAGAACAUCUCUUCCAAAGCACGUACAGUUGAUGGCACGCGCUGCAUAACGUCAGGCUUUUUUGGUGAUUUCUGUCUCAAAGUCAAAAAAUUUGAUGCAUAAUGAUGAGUUCCAUUCAGUUGAUUUUUCCACAAUGAUUCGCAGUGUCGCGAUUUGGUCGGUACGCGAUCGUUCCUAAUGAGUUGAAGUCUGUUGACGUCGAAGUUUAGCGUUUACUGGAUCUCCCGAAUGGUCCAACAACUCUCUCCUGAAGGCUUUGCCUGUUACACAAAGUAGUGUAACUGUUCUGUAGUUUUCUCGUUCACUUAAAUCUUUUUAUUUGAAACUUGAAUGUUGUACCUUUCUUUUAAGUUUGUUGUUUCUCGUUCUUCGCCCCAAAUCUUUCUGAAGAGAAUUUGGGACAUUUCUCCAAUUACUUCUUUGUUUGAUUUCAGCGCUUCAGAUGGUAUACUGUCUCAUCUGUCUGCUUCCUCACUCUUGCGUAACCCGACAGCCAUGCUUAUUCCUCGAGCAGUUGGUCGUGCAACAUGUGUAGCAACGUACAUAGGUGUUUUCACAGUGUCUGUGGUUCACUGAAGCUGAUUAACCUAAGAGUGCAUCUAAGUUUACUAAUCUCUUUUGCUAUUCUCGAGUUCCAGUGGUCGGUUUACGUCUUUUGUUCUAGUUUUGCAUCUAGUUUCUUCGUUUUAUGAUAUAGUGCUCUCUUAUGUCCUCUCUCAAGUCUUCUACGUAUUUCUAUUUGUUAGCUCCAUUGCUUCUCUAGAUCCGCUUGCUUACCUCUGCACGCUUAAUCUAUGACUUUGCUUUGUCUGCUCUCGUUCGACUGCUGUUCAUUGCUUCUUUGAUCCUUUUACAGUUAUACUACAAAGUAGUUUCUUCUUUCACUACAUGUUGUUGGGAAUCACUUUGGAUUAUUUGGGUUUGUCAGCAUCUCGAACGAAGGUUGUAUCAGACCUGUCUCAUGCUGAUUUGCCAGACGUUCAGUGCUUUCUUAGUCCCAGUUUCAUCUAGAAGGCAUUCCAGGUCUUCGUGUCUUCUACUGACCUUCUGAAUCUUCUAGUGAUACAAAUAUGAUACAUCUGGUUCUCAGUAGUAUGGUGAGGCGGGACCUGUAAAACUUUGUGUACUGUGUCUUCAACAACUAUUUUGUUGUGAACACAUAAAACUACAAGUUUCCUACCAUUCUUGUUGAUUCUCCUCAUAUAAUUCCGUCUCAGGAUAUCUCCAAAGUUGAUGUUGUCCAUUUUGACUGUUGCGUCUAUUUCUCACAUUAGCAUGGGCAGUUUCUCUCCUGGGGGCUUCUAUGCUGUUAACUUCAGCUUCUCAUAAAGUCAAGCGUUGGCAUGUUCGCUGCCAUCGUUGAUAAGUGCAUAACAGUGGAUGAUAUUCAGGGUCAGUGCGUUUCCUUGUGCAUGCGAAGUACUUUCUUAUUCAUGACCAGAGUAAAAGAACGCUUCCAAUGAAGCUAUAUUUUCCUUUACCAAACAUGCAUUCCAUUAAUUUUUAUUUCCUGAUUCGUCCCCUCUUUAUUACCCCAGACUACUUAAUAAGAUUUAGAAACCGAAUGCUUCUAAUAACUUCUAACACCUAGCAUGAUUUAAAUAUGACAUUGUAUAAUAUUCUUGAGUAUGUGAAAAACGUGAUUGUAGUCAGUUUACUUGUUAUUACUAUCACUUUGUGUUAUAAAUCUUGAAAGUCACAAUUCAAUUUUGAUAAUCCAUUGGGCGCUCGUUUUAUUCAGUCACAUUUUAUUUACAGUACUCCUCGUCCCCAAUUUGAUACAAAUCGAUUAGAUGGAAUCGUCUAGAAGGAUCUGCAGGAAUAUUUCCUUCCAUGCAAGGAUGGUUGUGCACAGCUUUAAUGAUGGUGACCUUUAGCUCAAUUCUUGCCGCACGGACCUAAAAUCCAGAAUGGCAGUGGCAACAUUAAGAUCUUAAGAAUAUGAGGCGAAGAAGGGCCUGUUCCAUGACACCUAAUCAAAAACCAUUCGCUAUGGAGGCAUCCGUAUGCGAAAAAUAUCUGGCAACAAAAUACUUUCGAGUAGGGUCACCUUUAUUCUUUUUACAUACUGAUGUUAUAUAUUCAGUGUGCGUAUACCACACAAAGAAUUAUCAUUCAAAGAAGUCCUUUCACUUUAUCUAUUGCUUCAAUAAAAAUCUAAAAUUUGUUUCGACUGUUAAAUCUUUGCGAUAACGUAAUUACAUAGUUAUGUUAUGGGUCAUUACGAUGGCGCACGAAUCGCUAGGAUUUCCUGUUAUUUGCAUUUCUUUCAAUAAGUUUCAUAAUUUGUACAAUAUACAUUAUUGAACUUAAAAUUGUUGUUUGAAAAAAUCGAUGACCUUCGAGCUUUUAUUCCCUUUUUGAAGACCUCGUCAUGAUUACGCUCCCGCCAGUAAUAAUCUCCGACGUUAUAGCAAGAAGGUCCACAAACCGCCAUCUAAUAAACUAAAGGUGGGGUCCCGUUUUUCUCACCGAGUUGUCAAUGACUGAAACGCCUACCCGAAAAUUUUUAUCAGCCAAUCAGCGAACAUUUUCAAGGAGAAGCUGGAUCUUCACUGGAAGGCGAACUGUCAGCAUUAACACGGGUUCACCAACCUACUAUCCUUAUUGCUGAAAACUGAGAACAUGCUUUAUCUAGAUUUACAUCUCGGAUUAUGGUAAUUAUAGUUGAAAUUACUAACUGUGGAUUACGGGACCUGACAAUUUAAGUAACGUCAUGUAUAUUUUCCUUGCGUGUGUAAUUUACGCUUGGCGUACUAACAUAUUAACGUUGCUUCGUAUUAACUCAUUAUUUUUAUAGUUGAUAUAUUUUCGUCAAACACAAUAAUAAAACCAUCGUUACUUGAAGGAUGGAGAUUAUAAGACAUUUCAAUUUCUGUGUUAAAAGUGUUUUAUGUAGUAUUCUUCAAGUUCCAGUCAGUGAGUAUGCGUGUGUAUGAGUGAGUGUGAGAGUGAGUGAGUGAGUGUGGAUGG
Messenger RNA from Schistosoma rodhaini, 4160 nucleotides. The record is from the annotation of a GenBank genome assembly. NCBI's taxonomy places the organism in Eukaryota, Metazoa, Platyhelminthes, Trematoda, Strigeidida, Schistosomatidae.